Messenger RNA from Aspergillus glaucus CBS 516.65, 2508 nucleotides. Its product is annotated as BOD1/SHG1 domain-containing protein. The transcript has 2 exons. The record is from RefSeq and is a predicted model, not a curated record. Bases 39 to 2318 code for a protein of 759 amino acids. NCBI's taxonomy places the organism in Eukaryota, Fungi, Ascomycota, Eurotiomycetes, Eurotiales, Aspergillaceae.
CUGCGGUCAAUUUUCAAAGUAUAUUAGGGCCUCUCGCGAUGGCUGGACGAGAGGAGACGCCCGAUGUGAAAACGAAUGGGAUCAAGAGAGCCUCGCCGGAGGUGAACUUCUGGCAGCGGAAAAAGUUCAAGACGGAGGAACUGCCAUUGUCUGCGGCGCAACAUACAGCGCUCGAGAAUCUGUUACACUCGUUCAAGAAAAAGGGUGGCUUUGACAGCGUGCGCAAGAAGAUAUGGGCUGAUUUCGAUGGAGGGGAACACAAGACGGAGUUUACACAACUACUGGUUGAAUUAGCAGAUUCGCAGAUCGAUCGAGAACCCGAGCUUCUAUCGCGCGAACGCGGCAAGGCAGCGACACUGAUCGAAGGAGCGGCGGACCGCAACAACGUCUACAAAACCGUGGAAACAUCGAUCGAAACGAUAGCAACGAAUCAUAUUGAUUUCAUCCUAAAUUCUGUCCGGGAGAUCCGUCGCAACGAAAUCGGCGAGGAAUCCGCGGCGCAAGAAGAGCAAAACGGCAACAAAACCGACGAGGAAUAUGCGGCCGUCAUUCAAGCCAAGCGGGACGAGCGCGAAAAGAUUCACCAAGAAGCUAUGCGCAAACAGAAAGUGAUCGAUGAUGAGAAAAAGAAGAUUAUAGAUGAGGAGGAUCAGAAGAAACGCGAGAUCCAGCGCCAGAAGGACGAGGAGGAUCGAGCUAGACGGAAAGAGCGAGAUGAACAGAGGCGUGCUGAGCGCGAGCGUUUGCGCGAAGAACAACAGAAACUUGAUGAGCAAAGAGAUCGAGGACGAGACGACAGAUACGAGCGACGUCGACGAGAAGAGCGCGAGAGAUAUCGGGAUUGGGGGCGCGAACGCAGUCGCAGUCGCAGCCGGACUAGAGAUAGGGAGAGGGAGAGGGAACGAGAGCGAGAGCGAGAGCGAGGGCGAGAGCGAGACAGAGACCGGAACAGGAAUUGGGACAGCUACCGAGCUCGUGACCGCUCCCCAAGCCGUCGUUCUGACCGUGCCGUGUCCGAGCGACCUCGCGAUUCGAAGACAAAGUCCACGGACCCGACGCCUGCGCCCCCGCAACCGCCCCAGCAACCACAACCGCCCGUGGAUGAAAAAUCGCUUGAAGAGGCCGCUCUGCAAAUGCUGUUGAAAGAAGGUGAAGAGCUUGCAGCGAAAGCCCGGCAGAAGCCCGAGUUUGAUUUCGAGGAAGCGGAGGCUGUUGAGAACGGCCUGAAAGCCCCUACAACAGAGCAACCUAAAUCUGCAAGUCCAGCGCAGGAUACAAAUAUUGAAAGAAGGCGCUCAACAGCAACAGCAACAAUAACAACAACAGCUGAUGACAAGCAACGGGUGCGCAAACGUGAGGGCAGCCGCAGUCGCAGUCGUACCCGCAGACACUCGUCGCGCUAUGAUAGAGACCAGCGACAGGAGCGAUUACAGGAGACAUCUAUCCGGCCGCGGGACCGUGAUGACGGUCGAGCUCCUAUCCGUGGGUACGACCGUUAUGAGAGUUACCGACCUGGUCGUCGGAGCCGGAGUCGAUCUACCACACAGGGUCAAGAUCGAGACCGGGACCGUGUUCGCGAUGACCGGUACAGGGACGAUCGGGAUAGGGAUCGAAUACGAGACCGACAACCAUCUGAAAGAGACCGAGAUUACCGUCAUCGGGGCCGCAGCCGAGAGAGGGACCGCGAAAGAGAACGGAAUCGAGAUGAUUAUCGUCGCCGACGCUCCCCUGCUCGAGAUCGGGGUCAGGAUCGAGGCCGUGAUCGUGACAGUGAACGACCUCGAGAGAGAAGCCGUGAUCGGGAUCGAGACCGUGAGCGUGAGCGUGAGCGAGAACGAGAACGGGAAAGACCCCGAGAGAAAGAACAAGAUCGCGAACGUGACCGUGAUCGAGAAAAACCUCGAGAAGGGGAUCGAGAUCGCGAGAGAGAGCGAGACCGGGUACAGGCACCCUCCCAAUCACACGGCCGCGCAUCCUCGCGGAAACGGUCACGGUCCCGAGCAGGCCGCCGCUCCCCCAGCGUCCUCGACAUCGACCGCUACGUCCCGCCAACAAGCCGUCGAAGUCGAUCCCCGCGUCGACGGGUGCGCUCUCCAGACCGCCCAGAUCGACCUGAACGACCUGACCGACCUGAACGGGAUGACCGACCUGAACGACCUGACCGACCUGAACGACCUGACCGACCAGAACGGGAUGACCGCGGACGAAUUGAUCGAUAUAUUCCCGGCGGAGAACGUGAGAGGGAGCGUGAAAGAGAUCGGGAGCCGGAAACAGCGCGGGAUGUUUCGAAAAGGCGGAGUCCGGAUCACAGUCGAUGACGGUAACCCUAAUGACUUAUGUACUUGUACUAUAAUCGUUGGAUGUAUAAUUGGGGGUUUGGUGUAUGAACGGGAGGUCUAUAUACUAAUCUCUAAUGAUGAUGACUCUGUAUACAGGAAGGAUAGACAAUGCAUUGGCAGACUAUGUUCAGGUACAGAUGCUUUAUACAAUGCAAUAUAAGAUGAGCUC